AUGGAAGUUCACAUAGACCCCGAAGUGAGUAAACAUCAGGAGAUAAUUGAUGCCAUUACUAGCGCAACCACUGCCUUGAGUCAAAGAUCACCAGAAUCACCAGCAAGUCAACAACACACAGAACUAACUGAAAAAGAAGAGCAUUCCCACAAAGACGAUGGGCUUGGCUACGAGUUUAUUGAUGAGGAGCAAAAUAAAAAUGAACCCACCGGAAAUGCUGAAGAAGCUUUACAUAUGUUACUUAAUGAACACAAUGCUGACAGAGAAAUAUUUGAAGACCUUCAUCUGAGUCAUUCAGAUACCCAAAAGUCUCCCAAUGUCGAAGAAAAUGAAUCCAAGCCUUCCGAAGUAAAGCUUGUGUCGUACGAUCCUGAUUCAAAACCACCUCGUUUAGGACGACCAAGACGCAACAUAACAAACACCCUAGCUCCACCAGAAUCAUCUUCAUCGAAAAAUUAUAAUGAAGCAGUGAUGUCUAAAUUCAGAUUAGAUUCCCAGCCAAUUGAAGGUCCAGGAUCACGCGGGGGAAAAGGAGGUCGAAAAAGUCCUAAAGGCAGAAUCACUUCAGCAUCAAUAAGAAAGAGAACCACUCAAUCUACUUUAAAUUUUGAACCUUUAGGAGAUAGCAAUAAAAGGGCCAUGUGUCUCAGCUUAAACAAUACUGAUAAAAACGACCAUGGAAAAAUUGACAAAGAAACUUAUGGUUCUGAGACAAAGUCGCCAAAGUUGAUUUUAAAACUUAAUUUAAAGAAGCAAACACCAUCAACAGAAGAUGGUGAUACAUUACGGGGACAAAAGCCAGACCUGCUGAGCACCUUAGUGAAAAAAUCAUCUACUACUGCAACGGGAAUAAAUACAAAUAAAAAGGCAAAACAUCUUCAAAAAGCCAGCAGAACUACUGUUUUGAAUAAUAAGAAUAAGAUUACUCGACAGUUGCCUGGCCCCCUUGUUGGUUUAUAUUAUGACUUGUAUGAUGAUAAUUUGGUUGACAAAUACUUCGAUGCUAAACAUGAAAAAAUUGCACUCGGAUAUCCCGUGACUAAGGCACCAUAUGCUAACGACAUAGUAUUCAUAAUAUCGUUUCUUUCCAAAUUUAAAGCGAUUAUACCAACGGACAACAUCGGCCCUCAAAAUUUUGAAUAUGGUUUAAGUUUACCAUUAUUAGAAGAUACUUCUGAUUAUGAAACGGCAAACUAUGUGAAACGACAUCAAGAAAAAGAAAAUGACGAUUAUGACCUGACUUUUGUUUCACCAGAAAUGCAGGCAUUAUUUAAGAAAUUGCUUGGGUUGGUUUUAAAUAGAAAAAAGCCGGUUACUUCCCACAUGAAAGCAAUUCAAGAAUUGAAACCACAGAGUGUCAAUUUCGGGUUGCCUAAGGAAUGGAAGAUUUUAAAACCUUCUGAUAAAAACAAUCAAGAUAAUAUUGAUCAGGGACCUCCGGUCGAUCCAUCAAAUCCUGAAAUUUUAUUAAAUAAACUUCCCGAGAAUGACAAUUGGCUUAUAAUCUUUAAUCCAUUUUACACUCAGGAAUUUGAAGUUCACGGUUUAGCUGGAAUAGAGAAUCCAUUGGACAGAUUGGUAAUGUUACGUACACUAGUGCAUUGGGCACUAGCGAACUCAGAAGCUGUCAAAAAAGAGAUUACCGCCAGUGUUCAGUUGCAAGAUAUUCCUGGAGAUAAGGAUACAUACUAUGCUGCAAGAGCCAUUCUCAAUGGGUUUAAAGAUGCUCAUGAUACAAAAAUAGCAGCAGAAACAAAGUUAGCAAAAAGAAAGUCCGAGGAUGAAAUUCGAUAUAUUGACCCAACUUCUGAUCCGAUGGCCCAUCCUUUUAAGCUUCGGUUAAACGAACAAAUAGCUGGUGAUUGUGGGUUUGGCAUAGGAAGAUUUUAUUUGUGUCGUAUGGCAGAUGACUAUAACGGAGGGUUAGCAUCAGUAAAGAAAAUGAGUAGCAUAUGGAGUGGCCCAGCUGGAUUGUCUGGUCCUUUAGCAUCAACUUUUAAACUAUAUGUUCAAGAUGUUCACCAGAUGUUGACAGAAUCUUUGGCAGCUUCUGGUGUUGAGUUUAAUGAAGAUGGUGAGGAGGUCGCCCCUGCAAUCACGGAAACUGACGAAAGUGAGUAUUGGUAUGAGGUAGCAUCAAAUAGUAUAGAGCUUCAAGAAUUCAUCCACUUUCUUGAUUCUAGAUUGUCUUUAAAAGAAAAAGCAGAAUCACCAAUCCCAAUGGCUUCAAUAAUUUUUAGACCAGUUUCACAGUUACGUGAUUAUUUGUCGGCCAUACUACCAUUGACGGAGAAGCAAGAAGAAUUGUUGCAAACAAAGAGAUCGACCAGGAAGAGACCAAUAGAUUACAGUGAUAGACAUGCUGCUGCAAAGUAUGGUGACGUCUUUGAAGGAGACGAAUACCUUGAAGCCAACGACAAUGAUGAUGACAAUUAUAUGGAGGUUGAAGGAUCUCCAGUUGAUGAAGAUGAAGAUGAAGAAUAUUUGGAAUAG
Messenger RNA from Candida albicans SC5314, 2493 nucleotides. RefSeq lists its product as uncharacterized. The record is from RefSeq and is a predicted model, not a curated record. The coding region runs from base 1 to 2493 and encodes 830 amino acids. The transcript has a single exon. Lineage: Eukaryota; Fungi; Ascomycota; Pichiomycetes; Serinales; Debaryomycetaceae.